Molecule: messenger RNA, 400 nt
Organism: Dentiscutata erythropus
Lineage: Eukaryota; Fungi; Glomeromycota; Glomeromycetes; Diversisporales; Gigasporaceae
Source: the annotation of a GenBank genome assembly
UCACCUUUUUCAAGGAAAAAACUUUAGAGAUCUGAUUUAUAAAUCUGUAAUUGGAAAAUCUAAUGUCGUGAUAAACAUUUUAAAGAAGUACGCAGAUAAUGAAAAACCUAUUGAUUUACAAGACUUAUUUUAUAGAUUUACUAUGGAUACUUUUGGAGAUAUGUCGUUUGGUGUAGAUUUCGGAUGUUUAACCCAUCCUGAAGAAAAAUCACAAUUUGUUACAAACUUUGAUUUCGCUCAAGAUAUUAUGUUUGAGAGAUAUGGUAGACCUUUUUGGAAAUUUAUAGAGAAAUAUAGUGAAAAAGGUCGAAAUAUGCGUAAAGCUUGUAAAUAUAUUGAUGAUUACGUAUAUAAUAUGAUAAAUAAUCACAAAUCUGAACUUGAAAUUGAAAAGAAAUCA